Messenger RNA from Hevea brasiliensis (rubber tree), 2201 nucleotides. RefSeq names its product chitin-inducible gibberellin-responsive protein 1-like. Bases 306 to 2015 code for a protein of 569 amino acids. Gene Ontology annotation, molecular function: sequence-specific DNA binding; DNA-binding transcription factor activity. Lineage: Eukaryota; Viridiplantae; Streptophyta; Magnoliopsida; Malpighiales; Euphorbiaceae. Gene Ontology annotation, biological process: regulation of DNA-templated transcription. The record is from RefSeq and is a predicted model, not a curated record. Gene Ontology annotation, cellular component: nucleus. The transcript is spliced from 2 exons.
ACUUAAACCUUGGCUGCUGCUUCUUUCGAAACUAUACAACCAAUUUAAAUACUACUCAAGCAAUUCGAAGUUUGAAGGCUGAAAAAUCGGACCCUAAAAGGUAGCUGUCUUCAAGCGAAGAGUAGAAAAUUUUGUAUUUCUUUUUUUGCCCGGAAAGUUUCAGGUUGAUAUUGCUUUCAAGCAUACAAAGGCUUGGGUUCUAUACAGAGGAUUUUAAAACUACUGGUAGCUGCUUGGGUCAUUGGGCAGGUAGAGCCAAUCUCUUUCUGAAUUAGUAGUGGAACAACUGAUGCUAUACCUUUAGCAUGGAAUCACACCAGCUUUUCAGAUACGGCAUCACUGGUGCUGGCAUAUCCUACUCAUCUUCUUAUCCAAUUGCUCCUUCAAUGCCUAAUAUACUCUUUGAGUCCUUCAAUUCUGAUAUAGGAAACUCACCUAGCUCAACCUUCUCAAAUCAAUUUGAUUGUGAUUCUUUUACCACAUUGAGUGAGAGCCAGGAGCAGUAUAGUUCUACUGAGAAUCCUUCAGGAGCCAGCCCUUCUUGUAACUCUUCACUUGAAUCCAGUAGUUAUUUUCAUCAACUGAGCCCCCCAUUGUUGCACGAUGCAAAUUCUAGCCAGAACAUAAAACAUGCAUUGCUGCGAUUAGAGACUGCUCUGAUGGGGCCUGAUGAUGAUGAAAACAUAACAAUGGCUAAUACUUCUUUGGGGGAAAGUAGUAGACCACAGACAUCAGGUCAGAGGACUAGGGCCUGGAGUCAGGAGCGCCAAGGUUCUUGUGGGAAUCAGCCUCAGACAUCCUUUGUUUCUAGGAGUAAGCAAUCAGAUGAAGGUGCUUCUGUAGAGAAACGUCUAAAAGCAAUAGAGGAAGCAAAAUUUCAAAGUAUUCCACCAAGCAAUCUGAAGCAAUUGCUCAUUGCUUGUGCUAAAGCUCUGGCUGAAAACAAUAUAAAUGAAUUUGAUAAGUUGAUUGAAAAGGCUAGAGGUGCAGUGUCUAUCAGUGGAGAGCCAAUCCAGCGCCUUGGUGCAUACUUGGUAGAAGGUUUGGUAGCAAGGAAGAAGUCAUCAGGCAAUAACAUUUACCGUUCCUUUAGUUGUAGAGAGCCUGAAAGCAGGGACUUGCUUUCGUACAUGCAGAUCCUAUAUGAAAUUUGUCCUUACCUGAAGUUUGGAUACAUGGCAGCCAAUGGAGCCAUUGCUGAAGCAUGCAAAAAUGAGGAUCGCAUCCAUAUCAUAGACUUCCAAAUUGCUCAGGGCACCCAAUGGAUAACUCUCCUUCAAGCUCUUGCAGCAAAGCCAGAUGGAGCUCCUCAUGUGCGUAUAACAGGUAUUGAUGAUCCUGUUAAUAAACACGCGCGUGGUGAUGGAUUAGAAGCAGUUCAGAGAAGAUUAGCUGCAAUCUCUGAGAAAUUUAAUAUCGCCAUAGAGUUUCAUGGUGUGCCAGUUUUUGCUCCGGAUGUCACACGGGACAUGCUUGAUGUGAGGCCUGGGGAGGCUCUGGCUGUGAACUUCCCCUUGCAGCUCCAUCACACUCCUGAUGAGAGCGUUGAUGUGAGUAAUCCAAGGGAUGGGCUGCUUCGAAUGGUCAAAUCACUCAAUCCCAAGGUGGUCACUUUAGUGGAGCAAGAAUCAAACACAAACACAGCCCCUUUCCUUACAAGGUUCAUAGAAACUCUAGACUACUACUUGGCAAUGUUUGAGUCCAUAGAUGUGACGCUGCCAAGGGACCGGAAGGAGCGUAUUGGUGUAGAGCAGCACUGUUUAGCCAAGGAUAUAGUGAAUGUUAUUGCUUGUGAGGGGAAGGAGAGGGUGGAGCGUCAUGAGCUCUUUGGCAAGUGGAAGUCUAGGCUUACGAUGGCUGGCUUCCGGCAUUAUCCUUUGAGCUCCUAUGUCAACUCUGUGAUAAGUAGGUUGCUGAGGUGUUACUCAGAAAAUUACACACUGGUGGAGAAGGAUGGGGUUAUGUUGUUGGGCUGGAAGAAUAGGAAUUUGGUAUCUGCUUCUGCAUGGAAUUGAUAUCAGAGGAGACUGACAGACAUAUACAACAAUAACCACAUGUACCUUUCAUAGGUGGGUAUAGUGCAGUGAUAAUGAUAAAACUGUGAUAACAGCAUUAGGAGGGUUGAUUGAUUUUUUUUAUGUCAUAUUCAUUUCAUGUAAUCCUGUAUAAACAUUAAAUUGAAUGAUAAUUUUCUUUUUGUA